AUGCUUCCGCCGAUCCCUCGUAUCGAGGACUACGGUAUUUCAGCGGAAAAUGGCUUCCUGCCUCCAGAGCCGCCGCUGGAGAUCCUGCCGGACCCGUACUACGCCAAAUGGGAGACUGUUGUGGCUAACCUGCAGCCGCUGCUGCUGAGCAAGCGGGUUCGAGCCGUGGUGGACACCAUGCCCAUUCUCGCGACAGACCAUCUCGAAACAGAUGCCGAAUGGCGUCGAGCCUACGUCGUGCUGGUCUUUAUGCUGCAUGGCUACAUCUGGGGCGGUGAUAAGCCUGCCGAGAUAGUCCCACCGCAGCUCACCGUGCCACUGCUCCAAGUCUGUGAGCGACUUGAACUCCCGCCUGUCGCGACUUAUGCCGGAGUCUGCCUCUGGAAUUAUCGAUCGAUCUUCCCGGACGAGCCUACCGAUGAUCUCGACAACCUUGCAUGCCUGCAGACCUUCACGGGCUCGCUCGACGAACAGUGGUUCUUCCUGGUCUCGAUCGCCUUGGAGGCACGUGGUGCACCGUCGAUCCCUCUGAUGCUGCAGGCGAUCAGCGCUGCGCGUCGGGGCGAGACCCCUGUCGUGACCGAGUGCCUGCAGCAGCUCGCAGAGAUCCUCGACGGCUUCACUGCCCUGCUCACCCGCAUGUAUGACAACUGCGAUCCCUACGUCUUCUACAACCGCAUCCGCCCGUACCUAGCCGGCAGCAAGAACAUGGCUGAUGCGGGUCUCCCCAAUGGUGUGCUGUACGACGAUGGCCAGUCGACUCCCCAGUAUCGGCAGUACGGCGGUGGCAGCAAUGCGCAAAGCUCGAUCAUCCAAUUCUUUGAUAUCGUCCUUGGCGUGGAGCAUCGUCCGACUGGGGUGACUCGCAAUGACCAAGCCUCCGCGAAUACCAAUGAGAGUCCCCGCCCCCGCCACGGCUUUAUCCAUGAGAUGCGCGAGUACAUGCCUGGCCCUCACCGUCGGUUCUUGGGUGAUGUCGAAUCGGUCGCCAACAUUCGCGCGUAUGUCGAGGCCCAUCGCUCCAACUCGGCCCUGUGCGUGGCCUACGAUGCCUGCCUGUCGAUGCUGCGGGUGAUGCGCGACAAGCAUAUUCAGAUCGUCUCUCGCUACAUCAUUGUUCAGUCCCGCGGUGCUCGCAAUGCAUCCCAGCCGAUGGAGCCAAACCAGCCAGCCGCCACAAAUCUUGCUACUGCGGCGCCCAAGGACAACAAGAAGCUUCGAGGCACAGGUGGCACCGCCCUCAUCCCUUUCCUGAAGCAAGCUCGGGAUGAGACGGGGGAGCCAGCCAUCGACUCGUGGGCCCAGCGACUUCUCAGCGGUUCCCUCGAUAAGAAAUCGGCCGCUCUCAGCAAGGUGGGCGAACACCCGGAUGGCAACCUCGAAGUCGUUGGUCUCUGUGGGACCUGGACGGCGGAUGAUUAUGAAGGUGGAAUCUGCCACUGGUAA
Messenger RNA from Penicillium argentinense, 1446 nucleotides. RefSeq names its product indoleamine 2,3-dioxygenase. NCBI's taxonomy places the organism in Eukaryota, Fungi, Ascomycota, Eurotiomycetes, Eurotiales, Aspergillaceae. The transcript is spliced from 2 exons. The record is from RefSeq and is a predicted model, not a curated record. Gene Ontology annotation, cellular component: cytoplasm. Gene Ontology annotation, molecular function: metal ion binding; heme binding; indoleamine 2,3-dioxygenase activity. Gene Ontology annotation, biological process: 'de novo' NAD+ biosynthetic process from L-tryptophan. The coding region runs from base 1 to 1446 and encodes 481 amino acids.